AUGGCCGAGCGGGGCCGCCUGGGCCUGGCCGGCGCGCCCGCCGCGCUCAACACGCCGGUGCCCAUGAACCUGUUCGCCACCUGGGAGGUGGACGGCUCCAGCCCCAGCUGCGUGCCCAGGUUGUGCAGCCUGACCUUGAAGAAGCUGGUGGUGUUCAAGGAGCUGGAGAAGGAGCUCAUCUCGGUGGUGAUUGCCGUCAAGAUGCAGGGCUCCAAGCGGAUCCUGCGCUCCCACGAGAUCGUGCUGCCCCCCAGUGGACAAGUGGAGACCGACCUGGCGCUGACCUUCUCCCUGCAGUACCCUCACUUCCUGAAGAGAGAAGGCAACAAGCUCCAGAUCAUGUUGCAGCGGAGGAAACGGUACAAAAACCGAACGAUCCUGGGCUACAAGACGCUGGCGGCAGGCUCCAUCAACAUGGCCGAGGUGAUGCAGCACCCCUCCGAGGGCGGCCAGGUGCUCUGCCUCUGCAGCAGCCUCAAGGAGGCCUCCGUGAAGGUGGCCGAGAUCUGGAUCUUCUCGCUGUCCAGCCAGCCCAUCGACCACGAGGACAGCGCCAUGCAGGCGGGGCCCAAGGCCAAGUCUGCAGAUAACUACUCCGAGGAAGAGUACGAGAGCUUCUCCUCUGAGCAGGAGGCCAGCGACGAUGCCGUGCAAGGGCAGGACUUGGACGAGGAGGACUUUGAUGUGGGGAAACCCAAGAAGCAGCGGCGAUCGAUAGUAAGAACGGCGUCCAUGACCAGGCAACAGAACUUCAAGCAGAAGGUCGUGGCAUUGCUGCGGAGAUUCAAAGUGUCGGAUGAGGUCCUGGAUUCGGAGCAGGACCCUGCAGAGCAUGUCCCCGAGGCAGAGGAGGACCUGGACCUUCUGUAUGACACGUUGGACAUGGAAAACCCCAGCGACAGUGGCCCGGACCUGGAGGAUGACGACAGUGUCCUCAGCACCCCCAAGCCAAAGCUCAGGCCCUACUUCGAAGGGCUGUCGCACUCCAGCUCACAGACGGAGAUCGGGAGCCUGCACAGCGUCCGGAGCCACAAGGAGCCUCCGAGCCCGGCCGACGCGCCUGAGAAGACCCGGGCCCUGGGAGGCAAGCAGCCCAGCGACAGCGCCUCCGACACGGGGACCCCCAGCAUGCCCGCCCCUGGGGAGCAGCCGGCACAGCCUGAGGACAGCCCGGAGGCAGAGACCUCGGCUCUGGACCUGUUUGCGGAGAAGCUGCCGCCCAGCGGGCGGAUCACCAAGACGGAGUCCCUUGUCCUCCCCUCCACCAGGUCUGAGGGGAAGCAGGCCGGCCGCCGGGGUCGGAGCACGUCCCUGAAGGAGCGGCAGCCGGCGAGGCCGCAGAACGAGCGGGCCAACAGUCUGGACAGCGAGCGGUGCCCGGACACGAGGAGCCAGCUGCAGAUCCCCAGGAAGACGGUGUACGAUCAGCUGAACCACAUCCUCAUCUCUGACGACCGGCUUCCUGAGAACAUCAUUCUCGUCAACACCUCCGACUGGCAGGGGCAGUUCCUGUCAGAGGUCCUGCAGAGGCACGCGCUGCCCGUGGUGUGCACCUGCUCUGCCGCGGACGUGCAGGCCGCCUUCAGCACCAUCGUCUCGAGGAUCCAGAGAUACUGCAACUGCAACGCGCAGCCGCCGACGCCCGUGAAGAUCGCCGUGGCCGGGGCGCAGCACUACCUCAGCGCGGUGCUGCGGCUCUUCGUGGAGCAGCUGUCCCACAAGACCCCCGACUGGCUGGGCUACAUGCGCUUUCUCGUCAUCCCGCUGGGCUCCCACCCCGUGGCCCGGUACCUGGGCUCCGUGGACUACCGCUACAACAACUUCUUCCAGGACCUGGCCUGGAGAGACCUGUUCAACAAGCUGGAGGCCCAGAGCGCCGUGCAGGACACGCCAGACAUCGUGGCAAGGAUCACACAGUACAUCGCAGGCGCCAACUGUGCCCACCAGCUGCCCAUCGCGGAGGCCAUGCUGACCUACAAGCAGAAGAGGAAAAAGAACUUUCACUUUGACUUUACCCUCAGCCCUGACGAAGAGUCCUCUCAAAAGUUCAUUCCCUUCGUAGGGGUGGUGAAAGUCGGAAUAGUAGAACCGUCCUCAGCCACGUCAGGUGACUCUGAUGACGCGGCCCCCUCGGGCUCCAGUGUGCUCUCAUCCACCCCACCGUCCACGUCUCCCGCGGCCAAGGAGGCCUCGCCCACCCCGCCUUCCUCCCCGUCGGUGAGCGGGGGCCUGUCCUCCCCCAGCCAGGGCCUUGGCGCCGAGCUGAUGGGGCUGCAGGUGGACUACUGGACGGCAGCCCCGCCCGCAGACAGGAAGAGAGAGGUGGAGAAGAAGGACCUGCCCGCCACCAAAAACACGCUCAAGUGCACCUUCCGGUCUCUCCAGGUCAGCAGGCUGCCCGGCAGUGGUGAGGCCGCAGCCACACCCACCAUGUCCAUGACCGUGGUCACCAAGGAGAAGAACAAGAAGGUGAUGUUUCUGCCCAAGAAAACCAAGGACAAGGACGUGGAGUCCAAGAGCCAGUGCAUCGAGGGCAUCAGCCGCCUCAUCUGCACAGCCAAGCACCAGCAGAACAUGCUGCGGGUCCUCAUCGACGGGGUGGAGUGGAACGACGUGAAGUUCUUCCAGCUGGCGGCCCAGUGGUCCUCCCACGUGAAGCACUUCCCCAUCUGCAUCUUCGGACACUCCAAGUCCGCCUGCUAGCCCCGCCCCGAAGCCCUGGACGCCGAGCGCAGGGAGGGCCCAGCUGCUUUUCUGUUAACAUUUCAGUUUACUACAGAGACCCUUAAAAACACAAAGAAAAACAGUCUUAAGUACGAAUGUGCUCUCCACCCGGAAACUCGCCAGGAGCCCCCCCACCCCCCCCCCAGCCCGUUAACUGCUCUGCCCAUUAACCAGACGUGCCGGGAGGGCGCGGGGAGGGCGGGCAGUGCUGAGCUCGGAGAACCACGAGCUGUGUUCCGGCCUCAGGACCUCCCGGGCAUCCCAGCAAGAAGGGUCCUCACCUUCGCGUCCUUCCUGAAAGCCAGGACCCUGCUUGCUCAGGGAGCUGGGGUCAGGCGGGUGGCCGCACAGAUCCGCGGGCGCCUGUGUGCGCAGGCACCGAGCCGGGUGGCAGGGCACCGAAGGCCGGCCUCCCGUCGGGAGUGCCCUGAGCAGAACACGGAGGCUGGGCAGCUGUCCAGCGGCCACGGGACGCCCCAGCACCGCCCACUUGUGGUUCCCAAUAAACUCCAGCCUCGCAGGGCCGCGGAGGUUUUACAGUA
This is a messenger RNA of Neogale vison (American mink), 3266 nucleotides long. It is a transcript of the gene PACS2, whose product is annotated as phosphofurin acidic cluster sorting protein 2. Gene Ontology annotation, biological process: protein localization to plasma membrane. The transcript has 25 exons. The record is from RefSeq and is a predicted model, not a curated record. Gene Ontology annotation, molecular function: transmembrane transporter binding. Lineage: Eukaryota; Metazoa; Chordata; Mammalia; Carnivora; Mustelidae. The coding region runs from base 1 to 2703 and encodes 900 amino acids.